AUGGGAAACUUCAACUUGACCCCAGAAAUAUGGUCGAUGAUCUUCAGCUUUUGUACGGAACCCUCACAACAAGAUAAACAGGUACCUCAACCUACUUUGGUAAAAUUAUUGCGAGUGAACUCGACCUUCUUCUCAAUCGCUGCGCCGUUGUUAUAUCGGAAUGUGAUGAUUGAAAACCUCGGUGAUUUCCUCCUUGGGAUAACCAGGACGGGACUACCUGAUGACAUCAAGAGAAUAAAUCACUGGUCCGGUCUCGACUUGACUGGGACUGGAAAUACAAAGCUACCACUACUUCGAUGUAUCCGGAAUCUCACAAUCAUACCCUUCUCCCCCAAUAGAUAUGUAAACGAUGUGUACGAUAUCUUAUAUCACCAGCAGACAUGCUAUGAUCAGGCCAAGACCGUCCUUGGACGUCUCUCUAGCAGAUCAUCCGGUCUCCAUAUACAAUCGUUGACGAUCGGAUCAGCCUCCUCUCCACAAUCAAAGGAAAUAGAAACGGUACACUCUCGAUUCUUCUCCGUGAUCCACUCAGUUCGUCGAACACUACUAGAACUAUUUAGACCCCAGAUAUGGACAGAAUACAGCCCAAUACAUGGAUACUGUUUCGAACCCCUUCGAUCCGAUUUUACCAAUGUGAAAAGGAUAUUACCUGAGGUGGUGAAUAUAUAUACGACGCUGGAAGGUACUUUCCCACUAGUAUGGGGUACACUCAAUCGAAUCAUCGUUAGAAGAAAGGAGAACACACCGGUUCAAGGGAUGCCAGACAUGUCUGUACUAAUGGUGAAUCCCGAGACUAUCCCCGAAGAAUUGGAUAUGAUCUCAAACCCUAGGUUCAGUGAGGAUGGAGUAGUGAAGACGAUAGUCUAUACGAUCAUACGAUCUACACCACCUUGGCUUAGAAGAUUGAAUGAGGGCGAACAGGAAUUGAUAGAUGAGAAGACGAAGAUUGAAAUAUAUGGGUUGGAAAGAUUAAUAGCUCCUUCGGAUCAAAUCGAUGAUGAGCAUGAACCGGAUGAUCGUAAAGAGGAAUCGGAGAUGAGAGCUCUUGAUAGGGUGGAAAAUGGGAUCAGGGAAGGAUCGAAUGUAACGUCAGAUGGGAGAUGGAUGAGAUCGGGUAAGAAGGCAUUCUCCAUCGGGUUGUCAUUAGAUGUAGAUGAUCAGGACCCAUCGGGCACUGAUGAAUCAGAAGGAUAA
Molecule: messenger RNA, 1194 nt
Organism: Kwoniella botswanensis
Lineage: Eukaryota; Fungi; Basidiomycota; Tremellomycetes; Tremellales; Cryptococcaceae
Exons: 2
Coding region: 1-1194 (397 amino acids)
Source: RefSeq, a predicted model, not a curated record